Molecule: messenger RNA, 1413 nt
Organism: Huiozyma naganishii CBS 8797
Lineage: Eukaryota; Fungi; Ascomycota; Saccharomycetes; Saccharomycetales; Saccharomycetaceae
Exons: 1
Coding region: 1-1413 (470 amino acids)
Source: RefSeq, a predicted model, not a curated record
AUGGAGCAUACCCCAGUUAGGAGAUGGUGCAGCCUAGAUGGGAGGGCAUUGGAACCAAAGUUGAGUAUCCUGCAGGUGAAAAAACUGCAUGUAUACGACUUCGAUAACACUCUUUUCCGGUCACCGAAUCCCAACGAAGCGCUCUACACUUCGCGACUCUACGGUAGUGUAAUGCAGCCAGACACUCCGCAGAACGUUGGGGGAUGGUGGGACAAUCCGUAUCCGUUAGAAGUUGCAGCAAAAUUACUGGAGAGCUCAGAUGAUCCCUAUCUGUAUUGGAAUAAGCGUAUGUUGAAUUUGGCUGCGUUAUCCAAUUCCUCGCCAGAUACGUUAUCCAUUAUACUGACAGGAAGGAAAGAGAACCGUUUCAAAGAUGUGUUUCAGGAUAUUCUGGCGAUAACACUGGAUAAAUUCCCUGAGUUGGAAAUAAGUUUAAGAUUCAACGCUGUAUGUUUGAAGAAGUUUAGGAAACUUGAUAAGAAACGUGACAUUAAGACUCUAUCCACGCUCAAAUAUAAGACAGACCUGCUGGAAGAUUUUUUGAAGACGUACCACAAGAUAGAGGAAGUUACGAUUUACGACGAUCGGAUUAAUCAGGUCAAUUCAUUCAAAAGCUUUUUCAGUAAGAACGCAAACAAGAAGAAAUGGCCCCAAUUGAAACAGUGGUUUAUCGUCCCCGUACCGCCUGAAUGCAGUUUCCUACCUGUCCCAUUGGAGGUUAAGUUUAUUCAGUAUCUUAUUAGUGAGCACAACAAAUCUUUGACAAAUACGCGGAAAGAAAAGAGGUACUCCCUUCUUUGGACGCAUAAGCGACUGGCGUAUGGCCUCCGAUUACGAGACCAGAUAUCCUUGUUGAGUGAGACGGUGGCUCACCUUAAGAACACCGUGUACAAAAACGGUCAAGACCUUCAGAUCAAAAACUUGGCCAAUAAAUCUCUGUCGAUCCCCAUCACAAAACUUCGUGAGUUUAUUUGGAAGCAACAUAUCAAUGAUUGGAAGGGCAAUCUUAAAUUAAAUGGUGGGAAAGAUAUCUCUGCGUUUCUUACCAUCUUGCAAAAAUUCUACGACAAUCCCUCCUUGACAUUUGAGUUCGAUUUCUGUUUGCAUGAGAUUGGGAUCGAGACUCUAGACGUGGUUGACAACGAUGGCCCAGUGAGUUUGAACCUAUACUUAUCGAUGACCCCCACGGGCAAGAACAAGGAAAGCUUCUACACGGUGUUCAACCGGUACUUGGUUUUACCGCCCAUUGACACGAUCGCGACGCCGGUAGUUCGCAAUGUCAACGCUAUUAUCAACGAGAUUCCUGAGAAUCCUGACAUCGUAUGGAAGCGGUACACUGGUCCACCGAUCAAAAUCACGACCACGUUGCAAGCUACGGCUCAGAUGUCUACGUAUAUCAUACGAGAUCGUUAG